ACGGAUGAUCGGAUCUCUCAUAACUGAGAACACAUGAAUGAACUGAAUUUGAAAAUUUACCCACCUGGUUAACGGCACAUAAUGCAUCGGUACGGAUCGCCACCCAAGAGCUGGCUUGGUCUUCGUUUGCGACUGAGUGAGAAGCCUGUACAGGAGGAAAAGACUGGCAUCUUGUGUCAGCAUCCAAACUGCUCUGAACGCCGGCUUGCUUGCAAGGUCUGUCACCACCCCUUGUGUCAGGACCUUAGUGACGGCAGCCCACUUCACCUCUGCGAGUCAUGUGACUCAAACUGCCACCCUGUUGCCUUUGAUGGCAUGCACUUUGAUAGGCACCCACGGUUUGACCUGCAGCCACAAGGUUCCAUCCUGGCCCGGAACGUGUCCACUCGUUCCUGUCCACCUCGCACUGGUCCCCCCUCUGACAUGGAGGAUGGAGAGGAUGGGUGCUCUGACCUAGGGGAUCGCAAGAGUGGAGGAAUUAGGCUGGUUAAGAAAAAGACCAGACGGCGACACACAGAUGACCCCAGCAAAGAGUGCUUCACUCUGAAGUUUGACCUAAAUAUUGACGUCAGCAUGGAGAUCGUCCCAGCUGUGAAGAAGAAAACUUUAAGAGAAGUCCUGGGAGCUGUGUUUGAGAGAAAAGGCAUUGAGCUGUCACGCGUCAACCUGUUCCUAGAUCAGUCCAACACCCCUCUUUCACUUGGAUUUGAAGCCUACCGCUUUGGUGGCCACUACCUCAGAGUACGAGCUCAACCAGGAGAGGAGAUGAAGGUGGAGAGGUGUGUGAAGGACCCUCGUUCUCUCAGUUUGCCUAUCAUGAGGUCGUCCAGCGGUAACAACUCCUCUAUUGAGCGAGCGGAGCAUGGCUCUCUGGGACGCCGAGAGGCGGCAGACCUGCUAGUUGGCCUGAGUCAAGCGCGUCGGCGAAAGAACAUGCCGGAGUUUCUGGGCGAUGCCAGCGUCCCCAUUCAAGACUCAGUAUCCCAGUUGGGCAGUUCUCUCUCAGGCUCAAUAAUGGGUACAGACCGUUGGAGGAACCGUGCAGCCAGCCGCUUCAGCGGCCUCUUCAGUUCCAACUCAGGAAACGUCACUCUUGGCAAGGAGUGUGAUCGUGUGGACCAGUUACAGAGUAAGCUGUACUCCUACACUAUGUUUGGAUUACCAAAGAUGCCACAGCAGCUCUCCUUCCACAGGGACUCAUGGGAAGAAGAGCCUAACCUGGAGCUAGAGGAGAGCUGGAAGCAGCUACUGGAGAACCCUGAGCAUUUAACUAAGCGCCAGUGCCAUCAGCAGGAGGCAAUAUGGGAAUUACUGCAGACAGAGUCAGACUACAUCAAGAAACUACACGUCAUUACUGAUCUGUUUCUAUGUGGACUGCUAAACUUGCAGGAGAGUGGUUUACUGAGUGAAGUGGAACCUGUGCGUCUCUUCAGUAAUAUUCAGGACAUUGUACAACUGCAUACAUCCCUAUGGGCUGAGAUCAUGCUGCCUGCACUGGAGAAAGCCAGACAGAAACGAACACUGCUCGACCCCAGUGACCUGUAUCAGGGCUUUAGCACUUUUGGUUUCAGAUUCAAGCCUUACAUACAUUACUGCAUGGAGGAAGAGGGCUGUAUGGAGUACAUGCGCACUUUACUGAAAUACAAUGAGCUCUUCAGAAUAUACGUAACUUGGGCUGAGACUCAUAAACAGUGCAACCGGCUGAAGCUGACAGAUAUGUUAGUGAAGCCUCAUCAGAGACUUACUAAAUACCCACUGCUGCUUAAGAGCGUGCUGAAAAAAACUGAUGACCAGCCAACUCGAGAGGCCAUAAACAGAAUGGUGGCUGCUGUUGAAUGCUUCAUUAACAGUGUGGACUCUCAAAUGAGACAAAGGGAGGAAAAACAGAAGCUGGCUGCCAUUGCUGGUCGUAUAGAGGCGUAUGAGGCCGUGGAGGGGGCCAGUGAGGAAGUGGAGAGGAUCCUCAAGGAAUAUAAUAACUUUGACCUGACCGCUCCAGUGAUGGGUGCCUCACCAGAAGAGACCCGUCAGCUGCUCUUAGAGGGAGCUCUAAAGAUGAAGGAGGGGAAAGAAAGCAGGAUGGAUGUGUACUGUUUCCUGUUCACUGAUGUUCUGUUGAUUACUAAGCCUGUGAAGCGAGUGGAAAAGGUGAAGGUGAUCCGGCAGCCUCUCGUUAUCCAUUAUGUGGUGUGCCGAGAACUGAAGGACCCCGGAAGCUUCCUCCUCAUCUACCUCAAUGAAUUUCGUUGCGCCGUGGCCUCCUACUGCUUUCAGGCCAACAGUGGCGCUCAGGGCCGCAGCUGGAUGGAGGCCAUCUACAAUGCACAGAAUCAACUCCUGAGACUUCGUUCAGAGUCCCAGAGAGAUGACGCAGAUGACAGAGAUGAGGAUGAGACGGAAAGCAGCAUGUCCACAUCCAGCUCACCAUCACUUCAAUACAGAGAGCCACUAGAUAAGAGCCUCUCCCUUUCGCCAAGUCACUCUGAUGGAUCAACUGAAACCCUUUCCUUGGCUGCAAUGGAGGAAGUGGAUGAGGUCGGGUCUUCUUCGACCAGAGAAAUAGUGCAGACUGCAUCCCUGAGAAGUUCGCUCUUCUCUGAUUCGUCAAGCCUUCAGGAUUCCCUAUCAACUGAUGCCGGCAGAACUCUGGAAGGCCUGGUUGAUUUGGUCAACACAGACCUGGAUCCAGAAAGUCGCUCUCUUUCUAUAGACAGUGCAUAUGGAACUCUCUCACCGGAGUCCCUGAUCACAGAACUGGACUUAAAGGGACGGAUAGGCCAAAGUGAGGGAGAAGAAACCGAUGCUGGAGAGGAAGAGGAGGCAUUUGAGGAUGAUGAGGAUGUAGAUGAAGAGGAUUCAUUCACCUGGAAUGGCUCUCAGAUUACUGUAAACGAGUCCUACAUUUUGGAAGACCGGUCAACCAAUCAGAAGCCUGGCAAGAAGAACGACUUGGCUGGAAUGUUUCAGGUCACGGGUUGCUGCUCCCAAACAUUGCGGCGCCGUUCGCCUGUCCAGCCUCGCCAGGACUACAUGCAGCACUUUACCGUCAGGUCACGCUCUGAGGAUGACCUUCUUCAACACCUCACUGACCCUCUCCACAGCUUUGACAGGAGAGAUGUCAGCAAAAGCCUGACACACCUCUCCAAACAAACGUUGCAUAGCUCAGAGCUAUUACAGACAGACGGGGGAAAUGUUCAACAGGACUCCAUGGCACUGUCAAGCAAAGUGAUGGACAGUCUUAGUCGAAAAGAGGCCAGGCAUGUGCAAAGGACCCUGAGCUGCCCCAAUGGUCAUGCAAAUUGUGAGCUUUCAGAAAUUGAGAUAUUGCCUCCUAGUGGACUGGAGGAAAAAAGUGAUUUUGUGCUGACCCAGUACCCACAUCAACAGCAUAAGAAGCUGACAGUGGCUCAGUUGCACAGGAUACGUGCCACCAUGGUGCUCAAUUCAACACUAACUGCCUCGGAGGUGUAGUGUCUGAGUAAAUGAAGCUGAUGCCAUUAGCUGGUCUAUUGGUGGGACUUACACCUGGUCUUAGGUCCAAGACUACAUAUGCAAAGAAGCCACCACCUGUAUCAAUAACAGGGCUCCCAAAUGGUUGACUUCUACCUGCAAAGCGAGAGACAACUCACUGACUCAGAUAUAAACACAGGAAGAUCCAGGGAGAACCCUGUGAAACUCUCAGUAAACAGCCUUGACCAUUUAUUAAUAAUAAUCGAAUUUUCACCAUAAUGUCAAUAUUGUAUUUCUAAUGACCAUCCAUAAAAAGACAUACAUUAUGUCUUGCAGUAUGUCUGCCACUGAAAAAAAAGGGACUUGAGUUAAAGGUGCUGUGAGUGAUUUCUUUUGUCUCAACUCCCUGACAGAUACCACUGAAAUAGAUGUUUUGAAAAAUCACAUGUGUCUAUGUGACAGCCCAAGGCACUUCAUAUAGCAAAAAAAAAAAAAAAAAAAAAAGAGUCAGCAGCGACCAGGGUUUUUUUAGCCAAUCAGAAACACUCUUUGCCUCUCUGUCUUUUACAUAUUCAGGUUUGCUGACAUUGCCUUGGAUGAAUUGUCUUUGGUGGGUGAAGGUUUUGAACAAAAGAAGUGGUCGAAGCAAUGGUGCAGUUUAAUUCAGUAACUAAGUCCAGCUGAAAUCACUUAUAGCACCUUCAUUUUACAAAGCACCAGUAGUCAGGAUUUUUGCAAAGUAAGUGACGGAAUAGAAUUCAUUGUCAUCUUUACUUUAUAAUACUUUCACAUCAGUGUCAAUUGACAUAUGUUUCUGACUUCUGACAUUUGGUCUGUUCUCUAAUUGCAAUUUGUGAAAGUGAAUACUGUGUUGAAGGUGAACUACCACACUAACAUUACAAGUCAACAUUAUUGAGUAGUUUGAUUACUUGAGAUAAUAAUCUGAAGCAAGAACUACAGUAUACCUAACUUUUAUCAAACAUUUUAUUGUCACUGUUUGAAUACCAAAAACGGGUCCAUUUUGGUAAUCAGGUUAAGCACAGCUUUUUCUUCUUUUUUUUUACUUUCUGGAUGUCUCCUUUCCUGAACUGAUAAUAGCACUCAGACACUUGUGCACUUGACUCAAAACCAUGUUGUAAAUUAGUCUGCUGAGUUAAACGUGGUUGAAUGCAUUACUGCCCCCUUUUAAAUAUUUAAGGAACUCUGUUAUCACAAAAACAAUGAAUAUGAUGAACUCUAAACCACUUUGAAUCCCUGAAUUCAAAUUAAUUGUAAUUUGGUAUAAUAGAACCUGUGUGUUUCUUUACAUGCUAGGUGAUGUAGCUCCAGUCCUGAAGCACCCAAAAGAUGAAAGACUCUUAAAGGUUUUAGGAAUUUAAUUAAAGCUGAAAUUGCAGACUGAAAGUGUAAUAUCUGUUCCAUUAGCGCCACCAGAUGG
Myxocyprinus asiaticus (Chinese sucker) is the source of this 4888-nucleotide messenger RNA. Its product is annotated as pleckstrin homology domain-containing family G member 5-like. Gene Ontology annotation, cellular component: plasma membrane; axon; endocytic vesicle. Gene Ontology annotation, biological process: endothelial cell migration; Rho protein signal transduction. The record is from RefSeq and is a predicted model, not a curated record. Gene Ontology annotation, molecular function: guanyl-nucleotide exchange factor activity. NCBI's taxonomy places the organism in Eukaryota, Metazoa, Chordata, Actinopteri, Cypriniformes, Catostomidae. The coding region runs from base 82 to 3471 and encodes 1129 amino acids. The transcript is spliced from 20 exons.